Messenger RNA from Henningerozyma blattae CBS 6284, 1083 nucleotides. RefSeq names its product L-serine/L-threonine ammonia-lyase CHA1 (gene CHA1). Gene Ontology annotation, biological process: L-serine catabolic process; L-threonine catabolic process. The record is from RefSeq and is a predicted model, not a curated record. Gene Ontology annotation, molecular function: L-serine ammonia-lyase activity; threonine deaminase activity; pyridoxal phosphate binding. The coding region runs from base 1 to 1083 and encodes 360 amino acids. NCBI's taxonomy places the organism in Eukaryota, Fungi, Ascomycota, Saccharomycetes, Saccharomycetales, Saccharomycetaceae. The transcript has a single exon.
AUGUCUAUCGUAUACAACAAAACUCCAUUAUUACGUCAAUUCUUUAGAGGUUCGCCAAUCCCACAAUUCUUUCUUAAAUAUGAAUGUAUGCAACCAAGUGGUAGUUUCAAAAGUAGAGGUAUUGGGAAUUUGAUCUUAAAGAGUAUUGAUAAGAUUAAUAGUUCCAAUUUAAAUAAGAGACCACAAGUAUUUUCUAGUUCCGGUGGUAAUGCUGGUUUAGCUGCUGCUACCGCUUCAAGAAGAUUAUCAAUUCCUUGUACUGUGGUGGUCCCCACAGCAACUAAGGAAAGAAUGGUUAACAAGAUUAAAGAUACAGGUGCUAAAGUUAUUGUUAAUGGAGGCCAUUGGAGUGAAGCAGAUGAUUAUUUACAAAACCAUGUUAUAAAUAAGAUCGACUUAAAUGAAAUAGAGCCCAUUUAUGUUCAUCCUUUUGAUAAUCCUUUGAUUUGGGAAGGUCAUUCCACAAUGAUUGAUGAAAUCAUUGAAUCGUUAAAUGAACAAAAUAUUGACAUCAGAAAUGUUAAAGCUAUCACUUGUAGUAUUGGUGGUGGUGGAUUAUAUAACGGUUUGAUUCGAGGGUUAGAAAAAUAUAACUUAGCUUCAAAAAUACCUAUUAUUGGUGUAGAGACCAAUGGUUGCCAAGUAUUUAAUACUUCAUUAAAAUUGAAAAAAUUGGUCAAAUUUCCCAAGAUUAAUACAAUUGCUACAUCUUUGGGGACAAGUACUAUUUCUGCUAAAACUUUUGAAAAUGCUUUAAAAUAUAAUACUAAAUCUGUGGUAGUGGAUAAUAUUGAUGUAAUAAAGACUUGUUUAAGAUAUACUUAUGAUUUUAAUCAGGUGGCCGAACCUGCUUGCGGUGCUGCAUUACAUUUGGCGUAUAAUACUGGUCUAAUAGAAAAUGCCCUGGAUACUACUCUAACAAAAGAUGAUAUUAUAAUAGUGAUUGCUUGUGGUGGUUCUUCCAAUACAGUUCAAGAAUUAGAAGAAGCUUUACUCAAAUAUAAAUUGGAUUAUUCCUUACCACAAACACCAGAAUAUAUCUUUACCGAAAAUCAUACUCCAAUAUUAUCCCCUGUAUUAUAA